Molecule: messenger RNA, 7365 nt
Organism: Pocillopora meandrina
Lineage: Eukaryota; Metazoa; Cnidaria; Anthozoa; Scleractinia; Pocilloporidae
Source: the annotation of a GenBank genome assembly
UGGAAAUUAAGAAGCAACAUGGCAGAAUCGUUGUUUAUGUAUAGUAACUGAGGGUAAGUGAAAACGAGUUCAUAAACCGUUGUAACCACUGAUUGCCCUCUGCAUAAGAUUAUGACAUCUGAAUUUCUUAAUUUUGCUAAUAUGAAUGAUACUGAUGUAGAAGAACGGGGACAAAGGAGUUAGUUCUGUCAAGACAAACAGCUAGCCGCUCGAUCUCACGUAUUCGUCAUGGGACGCAUAGAUGCACCGGGGAGUCAUCAACCUCUAGGUUGAAUGCGUUCGCUGGAACAUUUGUUUUUAAAAUGUUCUUCAAUGAUGCAAGUUUAUGUGGUGGUUCUAGAAGGUGGACAAUAAUGAUAAAGACGCGAUGAAGAUGUUGACUGUUGGAACAGAAAUUUUGGCUGAAAAGGAAUUUGAGCUGCGACAUCAACAUGCAUUAUGUGAACAUGUGGAGUAUUUUCUGUCUAUACCAGCACAGUGACAUAGGCUGAUUAAAUGACAAAGUGACAGAUUUAAAUUAUCAGUAUUUGUCGCGAGCCAAUUGCAGUGUUUUUUGUCAUAUCCAUAUCACUAAACGUUUAGGUGUGGCAAAGAUUUUCCUGUAUGUUUUCGCUGAGAUGUAUUUUCAUUUCCUGAAAGGUUUUGCACUUUAGUUGUAACCUACACGUACUUCAUAUUUCACCGAAAGUUCUGAAAGGGGAAAACUGCAGCUCUUAGGAGCUGUAAAGCACAAGGCUUGAGUAAUUCUGACUCUAGGUUUAUACAAUAGCAAUUGGUGUGUUUAUCUGUGCCUGGACAUGUUUGUGUCCUGGAACCAUAAUGAUGAAUAAGGUUAUCUCAUCUCAAACAUUUCCACCAAACACUGAAGAACUAUAUUCACUUUGCAUACACUCACAAGAUGGGAAUUUAUCAUGAACGCUAUCAGUGAUGGUCAAUUGAUGAAGUUUGUGACUACUUCUGUGUGAUUAUUAAUUGGUCAUCAAUUGACUGAUGUCAGUCGAGGCCAAUUAACUAAUUAUACUCAGUUGUUGUUGAUUGAGGUUCUGAUCAUCAAUUUUCAUCUAUUGUUCAUGCUCUAGUACAUAGUUUUUAAGAAAAGUUCUGUCAGUUAGGUUACAGGUUUGAAUUUUGAUCAACAGGUUUCAGGGAUUUUAGCUGCAUUUUGUUCAGAAAUCCAGUUAUAUCUCACACUGUUGACCAUGGAAGGAAAAAUAUCACAGGCUGAAGAGCUGCUAAAAUCAUCAGCCCUGGACAAAAAAGAAGAGGCAGUUAACAUUUUAAUUGGAAUUUCCAAACAAGGAGACAAGAAAGCCACAGCUAUCUUAGCAAAAUGUCUAAAGGACAGAGAUGGAAUCAAUGCAGAAAAUGAAUAUGAAGUGGUGUGGUGUGUCAACACAAAAGAGGAGGACAAAAGACUUCAAUAUGCUGUAGAAGUUCUUUAUAAUUCUUUGAAAAAGAAUGAUGAAGACAAGCUUGCUCUUCAAGAUAUUGAUGAGGCUCUGAAAGAAGCAGAGGCAAAACUUAAGGUACUGAUUAAUAUUAGGUGAUUUUCAUUAAAUUAUUUGGAAUUUAUUCAACAAGAUUGGUAACUGUAUUAUAUUGCUCUAACACAGACCCCUAUAUACAACCCAGGUGCCUUGUACUAUUAGUUGAUUUAUGCAGAUUAAUUGUUUCAUUGCCUGGGCAGAUUGACCCAUCCAUGUUAUGAAAGGUUUAUUACAUUUUAUAACACAACUGAGAAACUAUAACCACCCUGACUGGUCAAAAACCUAUUGUUUUUUGCACUAGUAUAAAAGCCAUAGUUAUUUUAUAAAAUCAAUAGACCCCACUUUCUAUCUGUUAAACAGUGCAAUAACCCACUUGGGAUAUUGGGGGGUCUACUGCUUUCAUAAUUUGUCAAAAUUAACCAUUUUGAAUUUGAACUCUACUCCUUAGUUUAGAAAAAUACAACAGGUCAAAAAGUUUGUGUUGGUUUGCUGGGAUAUCUGGAUGAUCGUGAGAAAAUAUCAAUCAUUUAUAGGUUUUGGUAAUUAUACAUGGACUUUGUAGGAAAAAGAGACUGCAAGUCAGGAAACCACCUCCACUGAAGAUUUAGAGAAAGACCAGGAAGAGAUAAAACAAGAUUUAAGCCUCAUGAGCUUGUUGAUGAAUGCUUUGACAGUUGGUGGACAGAAUGAAUUCACUCUGAGUGAGAUGAAGGAUACAGCUUUGGCAUAUGCUAGGGGUGAAGUACCAGAAGUUGUUACCCUGCUCAGUAAAGAGGACAUGGAGAAAUUUCAAAAAGCUUCUGUACUAGAAAAGGUAUGUAGCACACCUAGCAUUUAAAAGUCAUUUCUACAAGUCCAGUGGUGACUGUCUUAUAUUAUUGAUUAGUAACUUUUGGGGUUUUUGUCAUCUCAGGCUCUUAUUUUAUUAAGUGUUAUUCAUUUAUCACAAAGAAGACAUCUCAGGCCCAGGGUGAGUAUUUAAUUUAACCCUCAGACCCUGAGUUAUUGUAAUCCUAGGCUUUACUGUGAAGCAAUAGAGAGGCCUUGCCGGUGGAGUUAAUGGUGACUACAAGAUAGUACCAGGUUCAUACAUGAUAAAAACACCCUACACACUACCAGUAUCAACAUUGUUAGAAGUGUAGUAUACAUAUUGUGAUAUAUUAUCUCAUAUUUUGUUCAGAAAGGCAAGGUAAGUUUUAACCAACAGUAGGUGGACUGGCAUGCUAAUGGUUACCUCCCUCAGCAGAACUUUGGUGAUGUCAGAGGAUGUUUAAAUACCCCUUUUGUAACCUUUGUUGUUCAAACAGAUGACAAGUAGAUGAGAUAGGUCAAGACUUCGUAUCUAGUCAGGUUGCUUGGCAAGAUUCUUAACAGUGGGGGUCUGUAAUUAAAUUUAGAAUCUUCCUAGUCUUUAAUUCUUACAAUUUUAUUGGUAAAUGUAUAACUUUUGAAUAACAGAAGUAGAAAUUAUACAUUUUCUGGAGCAUACUUCUCUUUGUAACACUUACAACUUAAAAAACUCAAAACAGAGUUGCUAUAAGCACACUUUGUAACAGCUUGUAUGGACUUUGUUAGGAGAAUGGAUAGUGAUAAUUAUCAGGUAAGUGUUGUAUCAUUUUCUGCUCUAUUUUGAAUGUCAGUUUCUCACCCUUAUCUAGGUCGUGCAGUUUCCACAGCAAUCCCUCGAAUAUGCCAAACAUUUCUUUCUUGUGAAGAUUUCAAAGGAAGGAUCAAGUUUUUUGAAGUCCUUGAUUCCAACAUCUCAAAUACACAUGCUGUUCCUUCUGUACAUCUACAGCCAUCUUACUGGAGAUUUUCUGUGGUUUCUUGUCCCACUGGUUGUGUUCUAUAUUGCAUUCAUAUCUCUGGUGGUGUUCUCACUUCAAAUGUUUUAUGGUAGAGAAGCUCUGCGGCAGCUACGGAGUGUUGCAGAGCUCAUGAAAAAGUAAGUGAUUCUCUCAGCCGUCUUUUUUUUUUUUUUUCAGCCAGCCUUGGAGGUUGUUUUGAUUUGUAUUGUUGAAGAAAAAAGUAACAAAGGGGACCAAAAGAAAUUAAUGGCUCCUGUAAGAAAGAACUCACACCCCUGCUGAUUCUAAUCCCAUGGUCUAAUGUUCUACCUAAUACUUAGCUCUAAAGAACUUAUUGAUGAGCUGGCUGGGCUGUAUGUUGUAACUGCAUGUUAUUAUUGUGAUGUUAAAAAAAAUGCCUAUGGUAUAAUGAUAUUAAGAUCCAUUUAAUGUAAUUGUAAAAAUCAAUAUUGCAUGACAUGAUAUAGUUGUUAUUUUCUACUAACAGCUCCAUCUACCAUUUAUUUUAAUGUAAAUGAAGUAACCACAUGAUUCUGUUAUGCAAUAAUAAUUUUAUUUAAUUUCAUAAUUUUGUCUAGAUUUGAUCCAAGACUUGAUGCACAAGAGACAGAAAGGACAUUUAUGUGGAAAUCUUCAGCUCCGUAUGUGUAUUUUUUCAUUGUUUUGCUGAUAACAGUAGCAGUUCUUCCACUUUGUGACAAGCAAUGGAUUCCAUGUUCUGAAAUGUCUUUGGUGGCUCUCUUGUUUACAGGUGAACAUGACCCUGUUUUUAUUGUUAUACUCAAAUAUGGAAUUUAUGUGAAUUCUCUUACAAAUUUUGUCCAAGAUUUAGGUAGAUAUGUAGCUUACUAGAGGGUAUGGCUGAUCCUACUUGUAUGGAGCUGUUUUUUUUUCCUGAUAAUAAUUCAUUGUAUUGAUUUUAACUGUAGUCAUUUACAUUCUGAGAUUGCAUGCUCAUCUAGUUUAUUUGUCUUAAAAUAAUAAAAUUUAGUUAAAAGAAAUUAUAAAUAUUUUUCCAUAGUGUAAGUUUAUUAGGCCCUUCUUCCAUCAUAGCUGUUCCAAAAAAUCUUGAAAUAGUGCUAGUAAUAAUUUUUGGGUCAGGUCUGAAAUGGAAGUGAAAAAAAAAUUUAAUAUUUUGUUGUCAAUUAGGAUAAAAAUUCCCUGCAAAGUUUUCAGGGAGUACAUAUCCUUCUAUCUCCUCCCCUAGCCCGCUUGGAUUUUGAGGUGCUUCAGUCUGCACUUUAUCAGCAAUGAAGUUUGAAGCUUGAGUUCUUUAAACAAUGCAAAUUUCCCAUCCUCUGAUUGGUUGCAGAUAGUAAUUUGGGACAGUCAUUCAUUUGCUUAAGUAGAAAAAUGAUGACCCCAUAAUCAAAAGAUUAGUGCAUGUAUUUGAUUGUCUCAAUGAUAAAAUGUUAAACUGACAGUAGUUGUUGGAAUAUUGUGGGAUUUGAAGCAAGUUGUUAGUAGUUUUAUCCUUUUCUAACUGUGCUUGUAUUUGAACUAGUUUCAUCUUUCAGAGGUUUGCCUGACAAAUAUGAUGACUAUGCAUUGUACACUAUUCUCCUUAAACUAAUGACAACUGGGUUACGAAGCAUGGAGAAUGUAAGAGUCUUGGGUGUCCUGUGCUAUCCUAUCUCUAGGGGUAAGUAUCACUUGCCGCUCAGUGUUACUUAAGAAUAAAGUGUGUUGGUUUUAACUUUUUGCUUUUUCCGUUUUUCUGUGUAGUGCCACUUCCCUAUGGGUUGGAAUUAGCAAUCAGCCUCCCCUCCCUACUUCACGUGAUCAUCCUUGUUUUACUCAUCAUCAUGGCGGGUCGUCACUCUUGGCGAGGCAUAUAUAAAGUACUUGUCCCACACGCAGUGUGCCUACUCUGGUGUCAGCUGUUUACGGAAUUAUUCCAUUUCACCUCAUGGGCGAGCCUGCUUCGUGCCACGGUGGGGUGGGUCAUUUUUGUCACCAUGCUACCCUUUCUGUUCCUAUUCACCGUUGGUCUUACAAUCACUUAUUUCUUGAAGUGGUUUAUGACUCUUGACAUCGCUCUGAAACUUGCUGUUACUGCAAUCAUCCUCGCAGUUACAUCAGUGUUCUUCUAUUACUCCAAAAUGGAAAUUCCCUAUUCGGGCAAACUCCAGCGCAAGAAGAAACUGCUAAUGAUCGUGGCGGGCCUAGCGGUGUUUUGCCUUUUGGUCCCUAUUGUUUUUGUCAAUUUUGUCCCUUCUCUAUAUGGCUCCCCAAAGCCCUUGACUUGGGCAGAGUAUUCCAAAACUUGUGGAUUGGAGGCCAGGGAAAGUGAAAAUGUGAACAUGGCAUCAGUACAGAUACAGUGCUCUGAAUUUCAGGGUGAGUCCGUGAACUGGACUGGAACUGUGGCUUAUGUCAAGGUAACCUCACUGGAAAAUCGUUUCAGACGCCUGUUAGCAUUCCUGCCUGUGUUUUUGCGGCCGACUUUCAAGUGCCUCCUUGGAGGAGAAGAAGAUGACAAUAUUGUCAGGUUAGACUUGUUAAUCCCCCCCCAGAUGCGAAACUGCUGUGAAAACAUUGCGUUAAUUUCUCAAAAGUUCAGUUGCGCUCUGGAAGAAGUUUCUUGUGUUUCUAACUCCCCAGCUAGCUCUCUCUAGCCAAACUGAUUGCAUCCAACCGCAAAAUCAAAACUGACUCCUCAGAUUAUAUAUUUUUCCCCAUGCAUUCACUCAAAAAUUUCAACGUUUUUCUCUUUUUUCAUUUUGUCCUUAGUUCUCCUCAGAAAAGCUCAUGGCUCCCAAGGGUGAGAGGACCGUGCCACCUUAAAACUUUUGACAGGUACACGUUUUCUGUUGGGGUGAACAUGACGGAUUCCAAGUCACACAGCAGUGAAGUGAUUCAAGUUACAGUGAAGCAUCGCUUCUAUCAUUCCAUGGUCACUUUACAAAAAUACACACAGGUAUAACAACGACGUUCAAAUUGUCUUUUUUUCCUUUCAGAGUCCUUAGUUCCUUUCUACUAUAGAGCUCUCACUCUGAAAGUUUGACAAAUUAAGUUCAGUUUAGGAGUGGUUGUAGACUAAAUUUAACGAGGGUAACAUUUGACGUUACUGAAACUGAUGAGCUCAUGGCUAUCAUGGCCCCAGAUGAUCUGAAUUCUGUAGCAUUGUCGCUUUGCUUGCAAAUUAUUGGCAGUGCAGUCCAGCAUCCAGGUAUGUCGAACUAUGAACGCGUGUCUAGGCGCGGACCUCCAUAACUAUAUUACUAUUGUCUUGCCCUUGUUAUCGAGGACCAUUUUAGCUGUCCUUAGGAAGUUCGAGAUAAAACCGAUGUACUGUAAAAGCCUGCAAACUUGCCUCUCCUGUGCACCUCCCCCCCCCACCCCCCUAUUACAGCAGUGAUACAUCACUGUGUCCUUGUUCUGUAUUUUCUUUCCCAGAUCACAUUUGAAGGACGCUUACAAAACGGUCCGCCUUACGUUACUGUCAGCGCCAAGAGACUUUAUAUCGACGGCGUUAAGGUCAAACCACGGAUUGGACUGGGGCGUGACGACAUAUAUGAAGGAUUGCGUGACUCAGGCAGAUUCAUGGCCCAGUUCUUUAUGACUCCCUUGGUAACUGAGAGAGAUGAACACGACGAUGACUAAAUAGUCCUAGCUGUUGUGAUAGACGAUUAGCGUGUUCCAACCACUUAAGUAGGGUACCCUAAGGUAAUGAAUAGAAAAGGGUGCUAGAGUCUCUGGGUACUUAAUCAUAACAGGGUAUCAGAGCCUCUAGGGUAUUGAAUAGUUGACCCCGUUCAUAGAAAGGUCUUUUCUCUCCAGAGAGGCCAUGUUUGCACGAAAAGGCACCUGCAAGAGAGUCAACUUGAAUAUUUUAGUAACCGUGAGAAGAAGUUGCCCAAGGUUAUUGGAAGAAAAGGUAACAAUAUCACCGUUCUUGUUAAUCUCUCAAUAAAGCUCCGACUUAUUUUCAAGAGGAAAAUCUUGAUCUAAUGAUUGAUGCUUCAGAAAAAAAUAUAUGUUAUUAUCAGGUUUGAAAAAAAGUAUUUAAUUAUUAAGUUUACAUUAUUUUAAAUAAUAAUUCAUUAUUAUCCUAAGUCUACUCCUCC